AUGCAAGCAGGCGUAGCGGUUGCUGGUUUGCCCCGAGCGCGUUCGGAGCUGCCUCGAGCUCCCGGGAUAUCCCCUGGCUUCACUGAGGAUAUGAACAUGUCUAAGAACGUGUCAGUCGAGAAGUCCGUGGAAGUUAGUGUCACCAACGUAGUAAAUUUGCUCAAAUUCUUUAGAAACAAUACGUAUACUGCUUCAACUCACAAUGAUGACCACACGAAGAUCCUCAACGUCGUUGAACGGAUGUGGGCUAUGGACUACAAAUACAUGACAAUAGACAACACUGGGGGAGUGUAUUGCGAUACCUAUCCUAAAACCUUGUUCGUCCCGGACCGAAUGAUGUCCACCACACUUAUACAAGAAGGAGUCCGCGUUUACUCCAGUGAGAGUCUCAAGGUUGAUCCCCACUGCAGUGAUCUGGUUCCUGAUUGUGGUCAGAGCCAUGAGUCUGCAUUGGCCGGCAUCGUAGCUCAGCACCAGCAAGUUGAUGAGACGGUCUCUACAGAUUUUUCCGGCAUAGAUAUAUCUGACACGGAGCAGCGAUCGCAGGAGUUGAUGAAGCACCUGGAAGUUGCCAAGUAUGGACGAAGCCGGAACCGCUUCGCUGUUCCAGUAAUCAUGUGCGACGCAAAGUAUAUUGCUCGAUCUUCAACAGUCCCUCUGGCCAAAGAAGUCAUUUACCGCAUGGGUAUCGAUGUGCUGGACUCCGUAAUUAAAUCUUUGACCAAUUUUACUCUCCCUGAAUUUUCACUAUUAAAAGACAACUUUGGCCUCGCAGAAUCGAAAUACAGGGAAAAUGUUGACUUCUUUUCCCGAGGGAAAGCGGCUGACGCAGCGAUGCUUAAGAAGUUUCGCAUCACGGCUAUCUUUGACCUGAUGAUCGAAGAUCAGAAAGUAAAAUACUACACAUACUGCUCCUCUUCAGAAAAAGCAGAGGGCGAGACUGAAUACUCAGAUUUUGCCCUGAACUCUGUUCCGUAUCCCGGCUGCGAGUUCUUCAGUAACUUCAGGGAGACGCAAUGGAAAGCGGAGUAUCUUCGUUUUGACUGGAGAGCCGAGGAAGUCAAUGCGGAGUUGUCGGUGAAUGAAGCGGUUCACCCAUCGAGCAGUGAUCAGAAUUACAAAAGCUGGGAUCUUUGCAAGCUGACCAAAAGGUACCUGCAGUACAUGCUGACUUACAUCACAGGCGACACGGCCAAGGGUAUGCUCGUGCACUGCAUCUCAGGCUGGGACAGGACGCCGCUCUUCGUUUCUCUGAUGCGCGUCUCCCUAUGGGCCGAUGGUGUUAUCCACAGGUCUCUGGACGCGGCGCAGAUGCUGUACUUCACUCUGGCCUACGACUGGAUGUUCUUCAGUCAUCAGCUAGAGAACAGAGUUCAAAAAGCUGAAGAUAUCAUGCUGUUUUGCUUCUACUUCCUCAAAUUUGUUAAGGGAGAGAAUUACAACACUCGGUCCAGCGACUUCGGUUGGACGGACCCAAAAGAUGACGAGAACCAUAAACGUCAGCACAUGGAGGAAGAUUUCAAGACUCUAGACGAAGAGCAGAUCACCGAGCUUAACGACGCUAUGAAGGAGAACCCGAAUAGAGACGAAUCAGACCUUCUAAAUAUGUCGAAUGACUCGAAGGCGAACUCGAGCGUCUCGUCAAACGAGUUUGAGAUGGUUAGUACAAAAAUGGUAAAAACCCUCCCCUCGAGGCUGUCGCCAGGAUCUGCUCUUAAGAAGAUGGGACUGUCGUCUCCUCACGACAACCCGGGGGAAUACAUGGCUGGCCUGGAGGGUACUAGUUACACAGAUUCGCGUAGAAAGAUGUUCGACCGAUACCGCCGAAUUUCCGAAAUCCGCAAGAUAUUCUUCAUCGCUGUCAAUGAAGGUUACGAGUUGAAGAAGCGCACCGAUGAGGCCGCGUCUAAGUUCACCUCCACCCUCCUUGACUACGCUCGUCCGCAUUUAGCCCAAUUUUGGGGCGAACAGCUUUGAUAAUCACGGCGCUAACUCUUCAAUUUGAAUAACAAAUAUUACAAGGUGGCGUUGACAAAAUUGAGUGAAAUAUGAGGACGGUUAUAUAUUGAAAAUUUUAGCUAUUUCUGGAUCGUGAUGGUAGAGAAUAGCACUUAUCCUAAACCCUUUAAUGGUAUUGGUUAACACGAUAAUUUUAAGUGUAUUUUGUUGAUGUUCAAUAAAGAUUUGGAAUUUA
This is a messenger RNA of Hyalella azteca, 2194 nucleotides long. RefSeq lists its product as uncharacterized. The record is from RefSeq and is a predicted model, not a curated record. The transcript has 14 exons. Gene Ontology annotation, biological process: dephosphorylation. Bases 1 to 1977 code for a protein of 658 amino acids. Lineage: Eukaryota; Metazoa; Arthropoda; Malacostraca; Amphipoda; Hyalellidae. Gene Ontology annotation, molecular function: phosphatidylinositol-3-phosphate phosphatase activity.